Megalops cyprinoides (Indo-Pacific tarpon) is the source of this 539-nucleotide messenger RNA. Its product is annotated as retinal rod rhodopsin-sensitive cGMP 3',5'-cyclic phosphodiesterase subunit delta-like. Gene Ontology annotation, biological process: sensory perception of light stimulus. The transcript has 5 exons. Gene Ontology annotation, cellular component: cytoplasm. Lineage: Eukaryota; Metazoa; Chordata; Actinopteri; Elopiformes; Megalopidae. The record is from RefSeq and is a predicted model, not a curated record. Bases 87 to 539 code for a protein of 150 amino acids.
AGUCGUACAAUAAAGUAGCCUUCCUAGGCUGCCUGGUUGUGUGGUAGGCUAUUUUUUAUUCAAGAAAAUCGAAGAAUUUCACAACGAUGUCUUCAAACGAAGACAGAGCGAAGGAGAUUUUGAAGGGGUUCAAAUUAAAUUGGAUGAACCUGAGAGAUGCAGAGUCAGGGAAAGUUCUUUGGCAGGGGAACGAAGAUCUCUCCAUUCCUGGGGUGGAACAUGAAGCCCGAGUUCCCAAAAAGAUCUUGAAGUGCAAAGCGAUCUCCCGAGAGUUGAAUUUCUCCUCGUCAGAACAGAUGGAAAAGUUUCGUCUUGAGCAGAAAGUUUUCUUCAAAGGCCAGUGCCUGGAAGAGUGGUUUUUCGAGUUUGGCUUUGUGAUUCCCCAUUCCACAAACACAUGGCAGUCCUUGAUAGAGGCAGCGCAGGAGUCCCAGAUGAUGCCGGCCAGUGUGUUGACUGGCAACGUUGUGAUAGAGACAAAGUUUUACGACGAUGAGCUUCUUGUAAGCACUUCGCGAGUACGAAUAUUCUACGUCUGA